Messenger RNA from Solea solea (common sole), 3232 nucleotides. Its product is annotated as tubulin-specific chaperone cofactor E-like protein. Bases 294 to 1583 code for a protein of 429 amino acids. The record is from RefSeq and is a predicted model, not a curated record. The transcript has 11 exons. Gene Ontology annotation, molecular function: alpha-tubulin binding. Gene Ontology annotation, biological process: protein folding. Lineage: Eukaryota; Metazoa; Chordata; Actinopteri; Pleuronectiformes; Soleidae.
CCGGGAUGUAGGGGGUGAGCAAAAUGACAGCUGGUUGUUUUCAUCAACAAGGGGAUUUUAAAGUAGACAUUGAAGCGUCAUGUGGUAAACGCCUCUUGAGACCUUCCUGUCGUCCUGGGCACCACGCACCAAAUCCUGACAACUGACCAAAGAGGAGGCAGCAGUGUCUGUCAGCCCCAUCAGCCACUCUGGAGCCCUCAGUGCAGAAACAGGAGACAGAGAGCAGUGACAGUGGUCACAUCAGUGGAAGUGUCUCUUCAGCUGAGGCGGAGGCUGCUCAGCGGGACGAAGCCAUGGAGCCACUGGAGGAUAAAUAUGGUCGUUCCUUUGUGGAGGUGAUGAGUGAGAAGUACAGCCCAGAGAACUUCCCAUACCGCAGAGGACCUGGUAUGGGCGUGGUGGUUGUGCCCACUGCAGGACCUCAAGGUUCUCCCAUGAAAGACCGUCUGAACCUACCCAGUGUGCUGGUGUUGAACGGCUGCGGCAUCAGCAGGGCAGGUGCCCGGGCGGAGAUUGCUGCUUUCUGCGCCCAUGUCAUGGAGCUGGACUUGUCCCAUAACAAGCUGCAGGACUGGCAUGAGAUCAGUAAAAUAGUGUCCAGCAUUCCAAACCUGGUGUUCCUGAACCUGAGCUCCAACCCUCUGGCAGGAAUGACCCUGGAGCCGCGGUGCGCUGAAGCCUUUUCCCGGGUGCGACGCCUCGUCCUCAACAACACCCAAGUAUCCUGGGACACUGUGCUGCUGCUCACGAGGGAGAUACCUGAUCUGGAGGAGUUGUUCCUGUGCCUUAAUGAGUACACCAGUGUGAGUGCCUCCAGCGCGGCGUGCCCGAACCUGCACCUGCUUCACAUCACCGACAACAGCCUCCAGGACUGGGCCGAGGUCCGCAAGUUUGGCUCCAUGUACCCCGUCUUAGACACUCUGAUCAUGGCCAAUAACAACCUGGCAUCCAUCGAGGACAACAAAGACAUCCUGCAGCGGCUUUUCCCCAAACUACGCAGCAUUAACCUCAACAACUCAGGUCUAAACCAAUGGGAAGACAUUGAGAAGUUGAACUUCUUCCCCAAGUUGGUGGAGGUGCGACUGCAGGGCAUUCCCUUACUGCAGACCUACACCAACGUAGAGCGACGGAGCCUCAUGAUCGCACACCUUCCUGCGAUAUCACUACUGAACGGUAGUGUUGUGACGGACAGUGAGAGAGAAGACGCUGAGAGGUUCUUCAUCCGUUAUCAUGUGGACUAUCCAGAGGAGGAGCUGCCACACAGAUAUCAUUCUCUGGUAACUAAAUAUGGGAGGCUGGAACCACUUGCUGAGAUUGACCUCCGACCUCGCUGCCGUGCCCAGGUGGAGGUUCACUGUGAAGGAAAAGUGGAAAAGCUGAGCAUCCGUCUGGACCAGACAGUGGCCGAGCUGAAGAAGCAGCUGACGACAGUGGUCCAGCUGUCCAUCAACAGCAUGAGGCUCUACUACAUCGACAAGUUCAGCGUCUUCGGUCCAGAAGAAAUGAAGUACAACACCCGGGCUCUCCACUCCUACAGCAUCCAAGACGGUGAUGAAUUUCUGGUGGUACCCAAGAGCAAAUGAAUGGCGGAUGACAAACUGGCGGAUUAGAGUGACUCCUUAAUUGAUUGGUUCAUUGGAUUAUUUGUUUACUUGCCAAUUGGCAUUGCAGAAUGUGAGGGAAAAAAGAUGCGUCUGGAACAGCACCAGCGCCUCCGUUUGGAACGGAAAGAAAGUUCAAAGUUAAAGGUUAUGUGAAAACAAUCACAGAGAUGGAACAGUGGUGCCACUGUGAGGCUGUAGUUGGAAGAGCCAGCAGUCUGGAGAGUAUUGUGUCUUUAUUUCAGCUUUACAUGAGGGCGUCCACUGUCCACUCGACUACGUGCACAUAUCUGUCUCGUGGACAACUACUGGCCCAGAGAGCCAAACACACAGUCUGCUAGCAGCUUCAGCUGUACCAGCAAGUCUCGUAGUACAUGGCAUGUACCAUAGCAACAUGGACAAGCACCCAACACCACUGGCUUGCCCACUCGUCACAAAAGCUACCAUUAUUAGUGAUGAGGCAGCGGCACUGCUGUUUUCAUUUGCACUUUUCUGCAGCCACAAAAUCAGGAAGAGCAAUGUCUGUUUAAGAAGACCUGCCUAAAGGGUUUAGUUGUUUGUCAGUGUAUUUAUUUUACACUUUCUCUGGAUAAUGAACAACAGUAGAUGUUGGCACACCAAGAACAAGGAAUCCUUUAAUGCUCAUCAAUCAUAGUAAGAUUUAAAACCCUCCAGACACUAAAUACUCCGCUUUACAUAACUUUUAACAUUACAGCUUGUGCUUCCACAGUAGUCACAGAAUCAUCUUGUGUGCACACGUGUACAUGUUAAAGUGUAACAGAAAUUUAAGGUAAUAACAAUAACUAUAAUAUUGACACAAACUACAGCCCAAACUGAACUUUGUAUAGCGCUCACUCUCUUCCACCAAAGUCCAUGGAGACAAUAUGUGUUUUUAGCUCCUAACACAGGAGCUGCAAUUCUAGUGUUGCAUCUUUUUCGUUGGUUUAUUGCUUACUUUAUGUCACUUUUGGUGAAUCUGAUUUCAAUCAUGAAAAGUCACCAAAAUAACACAUUGUACUCAAAAUCUCCUCUGUGCUGUGAUGUUAAAUCACAGAUUUUCUCUAUGGACUUUGGUGCGGGAGAGUGAGCGCUUUACAAAGCGGCAUAAAUGUCCGUUUAUCCGCUGUCAGCGCUGGUUUGUGUUAGUAUACUUCAUAUACAGUAACUAUCCCUGUAGCACAAAUUAAGUGAAAAUAAGAUUACAGAUGAGUCUAUUUAUUCUAAGAUCUAAGGAGAGAGUAUUCCAGAGUGAUGGCCGUGGACACAGAAGGUGAUCUUAAUAUAGUAGAGUAUUAUAUAGUAGAUAAUAAAUGAAAAGGCUUUAUGAGAAAAUGGCUUGAGGAGUGCAAUGAUCAUAGUUAUAUCUUUAAGUACUAUAUAAUGUUUCUCUGAACAUUAACGUUUUCUUCAUAAUCACAGACCAACAUCUAAUAUUUCUGGGUUUUUUAACUUCUGCACAUGCACAUACCCUCACAGACUGUGUGUCAGGUCAUGUGCUGCCCCCUACAGGCUUUAUCUCCGAGGUAUUUUUGAGGAAAGACACACACACACACACUAUGAUACCGAAGACAAUCUCUAUAAUAAGUUUAUCGUCUACAUUUAAAAAAUAUAUGUUUCCGUGAAUUAUUGUG